Messenger RNA from Zasmidium cellare ATCC 36951, 1140 nucleotides. RefSeq lists its product as uncharacterized. NCBI's taxonomy places the organism in Eukaryota, Fungi, Ascomycota, Dothideomycetes, Mycosphaerellales, Mycosphaerellaceae. Gene Ontology annotation, cellular component: fungal-type vacuole. The transcript has 2 exons. Gene Ontology annotation, biological process: proteolysis. Gene Ontology annotation, molecular function: aspartic-type endopeptidase activity. The record is from RefSeq and is a predicted model, not a curated record. The coding region runs from base 1 to 1140 and encodes 379 amino acids.
AUGAUGAGUGGCGAAUUUCUCUUCCUUGUGCUCCUAGCAGUCCACGCCGUGUCCGCCUGCAAGGGAGCGAGCACGCUCUUGCGCCAACUCCUACCCGGUUCGACCCCUAUGGUCGAGGUGAAGAUCAACGGCGUGCCUCGCCAACUCCUGCUUGACUCAGGCAGCGCAGACACAUACCUCUUCACCGACGAGGUCACAUGCCUGGACGGCAACGUCUCCGUCCCUUCCACCGUCUGCCAGCUCGGAGAUCUCUACGGCGGCGCAAUAACGCCCCUGGACGGCCUGAUUUUCCGACAAGUCUACGGAGGACCAGGCUCUCUAACCGAGGUAUCAGGAGUCUACGCGUACGCGACCGUCGAAGUCGCUGGUGUGGUCCUCGACAAGCAGAUCGUCGCCUUUGCGAAUCGCACGGACACGGGCCAGAUCCACACGGGGGCGAGCGGCAUUCUGGGCCUGGCACCGAGACGCGAUGAGGCAAUUUAUUCGACGGAGAAUCCGCCGAGGAAUAGCAGCAAUGCUUACAAUGUGAGCUUGGACUAUCCCACCGUGUUUGAGUCCAUGGACGCUCGACAGCUUGUCGAGCCGUUUUUCAGCAUAGCGAUGGAGAAUGCGGUUCGAGGGGGUUAUUUGACGUUUGGUGGACUGCCGGAGAUAUCGUUCAAUAGGACUUUUGCGACCGCUCCUUUGGCUUCGCCCAUCGACGAAUCCCGCCAAUACCAGAUUGGAGUCGACUCCUUGAAUCUUGUUGGGAACGUAUCCAACAACACCUUCACAGCCAUCGUGGAUACUGGGACCACAGUAUGUUUCCUCCCGGAGCAGCUGGCCACAGCAAUCAACCGUGCCUUUGACCCUCCAGGCGAGUACGACAACCAGACGGGCCAGUUCGAGACGUCGUGUACCGCUGCACAGCCGAAGGUCGAGGCCACGAUUGGCGGAGUGCGCUUCCCCUUUACACAGUCGAUGCUGGUUCCGAAGAAUUUCAGCGAUCUCUCGCAAGGCUGUACUAGUAUGUAUGCUCCACAACAGCCAGGCGGGGUGAUCAUCCUGGGUAGCAGUUUCCUUAAUAAUGUUGUCGCUGUGUUUGAUGUUGGGAAGGAGGAGAUGAGGUUUGCGAGGCAUGAUUAUGCCGCUUUGGUUUAG